AUGAAUCUACUCACUUUGUUAACAACUAUAUUAAUCUGUUUUUCGGUGCUAAUCAAUGCAUAUCCACAACCCUUAGCAACAGCUCAUAAACACACAAAUAACUGGGCAGUUUUAGUGUCAACAUCUAGAUUCUGGUUUAAUUAUCGACAUAUGGCCAAUGUAUUAUCCAUGUAUAGAACAGUUAAACGAUUAGGUAUACCAGAUUCACAAAUCAUUUUAAUGUUAAGUGACGAUGUUAGCUGUAAUUCAAGAAACUUAUUUCCAGGUGCAGUUUUCAACAACAAGGACCAUAUGUUAGAUUUGUACGGUGAAAGUGUAGAAGUUGAUUAUAGAGGCUAUGAAGUCACAGUCGAAAAUUUCAUAAGAUUAUUGACCGACAGGUGGGACGAAGAUCAUCCUAAAAGUAAAAGAUUGUUAACGAACGAAAACUCCAAUAUAUUUAUAUAUAUGACCGGGCAUGGUGGAGCUGAUUUUUUAAAAUUUCAAGAUGCAGAAGAAAUUGCCUCCUUGGACAUUGCUAACGCCUUCCAUCAAAUGUAUGAGAAAAAAAGAUAUAAUGAGAUUUUCUUUAUGAUUGACACUUGCCAAGCAAAUACCAUGUACUCCAAGUUUUAUUCCCCAAAUAUCUUAGCUUGUGGGUCUAGUGAAUUUGAAGAAAGUUCUUACUCACAUCAUUCAGAUGUAGAAUUGGGAGUUGCCGUCAUUGACAGAUUCACAUACUAUUCUCUAGAGUUCCUAGAAAACAUUAAAGAUAAAACUUCAAACUUAACAAUGAAAGAUUUGUUUGAUUAUUUAACUUUUGAUAAAGUGCACUCCCAUACUGGGGUUAGAACGGAUUUGUUUAAAAGAAAUGUGUCUGAUGUACUAAUUACUGAUUUUUUUGGCAAUGUUCAAGAAAUAAUACCUGAUUUAUCAGAUAGUGAUGGUAAUAAUAUUAAGCAUGGUAUAAAUGACGAGGAAGAUUAUUAUAUCGAAAAGACAGUUUUAGAUUUAGCUAUAGAAGCUAGUGGAAAUAGUAGCGAUGUUUUGGAAGAGAACAAAACUAACACUUUAGUGCUAAAAGAAAAUGACAUUAAUAAAUAUUUACACAACACAAUUAAAAGUGGACAUGAUGCUGCCAAUUCUAAGGGGGAAGGACCAAUUACUUGGUGGAAAACAUUGGCUAGCACCACAAAUGGUGUCAUAUUCACGACACUAUGUUUUAUUUUAUAUAAGUUUGUUAUUGUUACAGAACCUAAAAAUUAA
Molecule: messenger RNA, 1245 nt
Organism: Saccharomycodes ludwigii
Lineage: Eukaryota; Fungi; Ascomycota; Saccharomycetes; Saccharomycodales; Saccharomycodaceae
Gene: GPI8
Product: GPI-anchor transamidase
Exons: 1
Coding region: 1-1245 (414 amino acids)
Biological process (GO): protein localization to cell surface; proteolysis; attachment of GPI anchor to protein
Cellular component (GO): GPI-anchor transamidase complex
Molecular function (GO): GPI-anchor transamidase activity
Source: RefSeq, a predicted model, not a curated record